AUGUCUCUCCUCCAAAACGAAGACUUCAUCAUCUGGCAACUCCGCACUUCCUACCUCUCCGCAAUCAAAGACGGAGUCGGAGACCGCCUGAUAACCGUAAACUCCUCCAUUCUUAACACCCCUGGCUUUCGCGCGGCAGGCUGGUCAUCCAUCGCAGGGGCCCAUGCCGCUCACAUCAAACGCACGUAUUCCCCUCCGAUCCCCACCACUACGGCCGUUGCUUCAGAAUACUUCCAAUUAAAUACGCGACGUGGUAGGGACCUCGUCGAUAUAAAUGGUGGCAGUGAUGGGCCCUAUGAUUCUGCGCCGGUGGGUCUUGGGUUUGGGAUUGUGGAUCAUGGGGGUGAAGAAGGUGGGAUGGUGCCUGGGGCGAAGGAGGGGAUGAAUGCGAUUGGUAAUCGGCAGAUUAAGAGGGGCGUGGGGAGGAAGCCGCGAAGGAAGGAAAGGCAGGACGAGCAGCGGGCGCAAGUGGAGGAUGAGGAUAGCAGUGAUCUGAGUGAUGAGAGUGAUGAGGAGGCGGAUGAUGUUCAAAGGGUGAUUCAGCAGAUUAAGUUUACGAAGAUGCCAGUGCGACGAAUGCGUGCUGGUUCAUCCCCAAUCCGAAGUCUGGAUCGUCGCCACAAUCCUGACGUUUUUGUCACGUCUCCUUCACUCAAGUCAGCCAACAAUCGGUACCGGCGGGGCUCUCUUGGAGCUGUUGAAGCGGUAAAAGCUCGAGCACGUAGAGAUACUACUACUAGCAGCGAUAUGUCAUCAGACAAUGAGGUGGACGGGACGGCUGUGGAGAGGCGCCAGAUCCAUUUUUCGACGCACGAGGAUGCGAUCGAACCAAAGGACGAUCCACCGAGUGAAAAGAUUGAUGAAGAUGAGAUGGAAGCAGGAAGCAUCGGGGACGCAGUCAACGAGCCCGAUGACGGUUCGGUUGCUGAAUCUGAUGGAUCUGUGCUUUCUUCUGAGUUCGGGGGCUCUGCGGGUUCGGGAUCGUUGCUGGAUCGCGUAGGAGCAUUGGAUUCAUCAUCGCCCAUGGUACUCAAUAAACUUCCCAUGACGCUUGAGUCGCAGGACACUUCGUUAAGGAAACACAAACGAACUACCUCCCCUGAACUAAAUAUACUUCCCCCGCCUCGCCCCAUCAGCACAGUGGAGCCCAUUAUCAGUCUUUUGUCUACUGCUCUCCGAGCACGAAAGAAGUCGCCAGUGAAUCCUCUGGAAAAAUAUGCGGUGUUAUCUGGCAGAGGAUCUACCACAACACCAUUAUACAUUAAAAUCUGCAUUCCGUCAUCCGCAGACCCGCAUGAAUUGUUGGAUAUGCCUAUUGUGCGGCAAUCGAAGGAUACACUUUACCCUGGUCCGGUUACGGUAGCAGAAACUAUUGGACUCGGUUUAUGGAUGUAUAUGGAGGAAGGCCGAAAACCACCUCUUGAAGGAGAAAUGCGCAAUGUUAACCGGUGGAAUCUCCGUAUGAUGGAAGAUGGUGAGGUUGAUUAUGAUUUCCCAUGCCUGGCGAGAUGUAGGCCGAUCAUAGACUUCACUUCUAACAACAAUCGCGCCCCCGCCGCCCGUGGGCGGUCGAGAAGCAAACCGUAUGAUGAAUUUGCACUUGUUGAGGCAACGCCAACCGAAUUUGCUGAGAAUGAGAAGCUGUAUCCCACUCCCAGUGCGGAUGCUUUUGAUGAGUCGGAAAUCACCCAGCAGAUAAUACAAGCGAACCAAAACAAUGCCAAAAACAGGUCGUUACACACGGGCAGAGUCAAUCCGAUCCUAGGCCAGCCAUUUUCAUCUGCGUUGAACGAUAGUACGCUGACACCUGCCGACCGUCCUGUCGUGACUACAUCACAAGCCACGCCACGACUGGGCGUCACAAAGACACUGAAAAUAAGAUACGCCGACCUCGAUGCAACGCAGACCACUUCAAUGAACACAUCUACAGACUGCUACAUCGCAGAGAUCCUGGACUCCGUCUGCAAAAAAUGGGGCCUAGAUAAGGGCCACUUUCUCCUCAAAGUCAUGGGCAUCAACACUAUCGCGCCCCUUGAUCGUACCGUUGAGGCACUCGGGAACAUCACAGAGCUGGACCUCGUCCGUCGGCGAUUUGGUGCAGGCCCCCUUUCCAUCACUGGGUCCCCAGUCAGCUCAUCCCCCAACGCACCGCUAAUGGUCGCCAAUGCGUCCCACGGACCCAGCAUGAAGAAAGCGAAAAAGGGUGUUGUAGGUGGCAUAACCGGCAGCGGAGUUGGCGGCAGUGGUCGCAUGCUACACCCGCUGACGCAAUCUCUGGAUCUUUUGGGAGGUUACUACCGGCGCUACAACGUAAUCCGCAAGCAGUCGAUGUCAUUUACGGCAACGAACCAGCGCGUGCUGGCGUUCGAUACGGACUAUAUGCACAUAAUGCCUGCUGAGACGGGGAAGACGCUGUUCGAGUCGAAUAGCAAGACGACGUCGAUAUCAUUUAAUGAUGUUGUUGGGUCGAAGGUUAGCAGGCGGCAUCCGAAGAGUUUUCGGGUUGUGGUGUUGAGGGGGAAUGAGGCGAGUGAGCAGAAGAGAUAUGAUUUUGAGGCGAAGAGUGCGGCGGAGGCAGCGGAGAUUGUUGAGGAGAUUAAGAAGAAUAUGUUGCAGUAUCAUGUGUGA
Messenger RNA from Paracoccidioides brasiliensis Pb18, 2628 nucleotides. RefSeq lists its product as uncharacterized. Gene Ontology annotation, biological process: TORC2 signaling. Gene Ontology annotation, molecular function: phosphatidylinositol-4,5-bisphosphate binding. The record is from RefSeq and is a predicted model, not a curated record. The transcript has 3 exons. The coding region runs from base 1 to 2628 and encodes 875 amino acids. Gene Ontology annotation, cellular component: cytoplasm; plasma membrane; TORC2 complex.